CAAUCGAAUUUAAUCUCUUAAGGAAUAAACUCUCCUAUUGGAUGUCGGAUAUCGCGCAUUGGACACCGCAUGCAACGUGAACUGGCCCUUACUUUUUAUAUUCCCCUCCUCUAAACACCUUUACGGAUGUUCAAUUAUUUCGUAUUUAUAUUCAUUCAUAUCGUCUGAAUUUACCAUUAAACUUGCUUGUCAUUUAUCAAGCAUUGUUUUAAAUACACCGGCUAAAAUUAAUCGAUGUUAAUUAAUUGGAAGAUAAGAUUAAAUGAUAAGAUAAACAAAAUAAGAGUUUAUAUAUAUACAUAAUAUAGAGAGGAAUCGUCGAUAUAAAAAGAGUGAUAAAAAAUAACAAAGGACAAGAGCUAAAAUUUGAAUAAGACAAAGAACAAAGUGAAUUACUGGCACUUUAGAAUGACUGAGCAUAUUUUUCCAAAAUUGCGAAAUGAUCGAAUACUUAGAGCAGCACGUGGAGAGCCGGUUGACAGGGUGCCGGUUUGGGUUAUGAGACAAGCUGGCAGAUACCUUCCGGAAUUUCAGGAAGUCCGAGCCCAACAUGAUUUCUUCACUGUUUGUCAAACUCCAGCAUUAGCAUGUCAAGUGACUUUGCAACCGAUAGAACGUUUUGAUUUGGAUGCCAGUAUAAUCUUCUCAGAUAUUUUAGUGAUCCCUCAAGCAAUGGGUCUGAAGGUUGAGAUGGCAGCAGGUAUGGGUCCAGUCUUGCCUCAGCCUUUAGCCAAUCCAAAUGAUUUAGCAAGACUCGUACAACCAAAUGUGGAAGAAGCUUUAAAGUAUGUCGGAGAUGCUAUAACGUUGACUAGACACAAACUGGAUGGGAAAGUACCGUUAAUAGGAUUUACCGGAGCACCUUGGACCUUGAUGGGUUACAUGAUUCAAGGAGGCGGAAGUUCUACAAUGGCAAAGGCAAGAUCAUGGUUGUACAAGUACCCAGAAGAUUCUCAUAAAUUGUUGCAGAUGAUUACAGAUGUAAUUGUGGAUUAUUUAGUUAUGCAAGUGAAAGCUGGUGCUCAGUUACUCCAAGUAUUUGAAAGCAGUGGAGAUUACCUGGAUGAUGCUUUGUUCACAAACUAUUCCUUUAAAUAUCUAAAACAAAUUAGCAAACGUGUACGAGAACAAUUGAGAGAAGCAAAUAUCCCGGAAGUACCUAUGAUUGUUUUCCCAAAAGGUGCAACUAUGAAUUCUUUAGGAAUUCUUGCAAAAGAUCAAAGUUACGAAGUCAUAGGUUUAGAUUGGACUGUAGAUUCUACAGAAGCCAGAGAACGUCUUGGGCCUAAUGUCACAUUACAGGGUAACAUGGAUCCUUGUGCGAUGUACUCGUCACAGGAUGAAGUUGUUGAUCGUGCGCAAAAAAUGGUGAAAAGUUUUGGUAAAGAUCGAUAUAUUGCUAAUUUAGGGCAUGGUAUCUUACCAGACAUUCCCAUUCCAUCCAUGGAGGCUUUUAUUAAGGGUGUUCAUUCUGUGUAAGCAUAUUUUUUACAAUCAUAAACUUGCAUAAACGUUAUAUACAUUUGUUACAAAUAAUUAUCGUUAUGCUCAGUUGUUUUACCACUUUGUUAACGCGUCUGUUGGAAUUUCAUAAUAUUUCCAAUGUCAAAAGUAUCUUUCGGAUAUUAUUUUUCAAUAAAGGGAAAUCUUGACUA
Molecule: messenger RNA, 1655 nt
Organism: Dinoponera quadriceps
Lineage: Eukaryota; Metazoa; Arthropoda; Insecta; Hymenoptera; Formicidae
Gene: Urod
Product: uroporphyrinogen decarboxylase
Exons: 7
Coding region: 409-1479 (356 amino acids)
Biological process (GO): heme biosynthetic process
Cellular component (GO): cytosol
Molecular function (GO): uroporphyrinogen decarboxylase activity
Source: RefSeq, a predicted model, not a curated record